Amaranthus tricolor (Joseph's coat) is the source of this 1542-nucleotide messenger RNA. RefSeq lists its product as uncharacterized. The record is from RefSeq and is a predicted model, not a curated record. Lineage: Eukaryota; Viridiplantae; Streptophyta; Magnoliopsida; Caryophyllales; Amaranthaceae. The transcript is spliced from 2 exons. The coding region runs from base 472 to 867 and encodes 131 amino acids.
CACUUGUAGAGAAAAUUUCAGAGUUGUUUUUUUAUUAAGAAGGUGUAAUAUAAGAUUUAAUUUUGAAACCACUUAACAUAAAGUAGUAAACUGUUAUCGGGACAUUUAUUAUUCACUUUGAAUGAGUUAACAUAUAUAAUAGGCACAACAGAGACGACUUUUUCUCUUUUAUUUCUCUAGGUUUUGCUUUAUGAUCCAUUGCUAUGGCUAGGAGUAAGGGCCGCGUUAGGAAGAAUGUUGUGAUGAAGUUGGUUUCCCUUGAUUCUCGAGCAUCUUCAAGUUCGAGUAGAUUGUCCGCCGAAAAUAUUCGUCUUCUUAUAUCCUCUUCACCAAAGGAAAUGGCGUUACCAUUCUGAAUCUAUGCCGCAGACUGUUCCAACUAUCAAUCAAGAACAUCCUCAUCUCGAUGGGUCUGCAAGCUGAGUGUUAGUGGUCAUUGGCAGUGCUAAGGGUUUAGUGGGUUCAAAGGAGAUGCAGAGUUCAAAACAAGGCACUGUUUCAUUAGAUUUGCUCAACCUAUUGCAAUCAAAAACUACUCCUAUUCCCCCAAUCAGUUUCAGCGUUGUUGUGAAAAAUUUAUUUGCUUCUGUUUGUGAAAUCCCAUUGGGUGUCAUACCUUUUAGGUAUUUGGGUGUUCCUCUCUCUUCAAAAAGAUUGACUGCUGUUGAAUGUGAACAUUUGGCUCUUAAGAUGACUUCCAAAAUCAGGUCUUGGCAGGUUAGAAAUUUAUCUUACGCAACGAGGUUGCAAUUGGGAUCUGCUCUACUAAUGAAUAUUACGAAUUUCUGGUGUCAACUCUUUGUUCUCCCUAAGAAGGUUUUUCAGCAAGUAAAUGCAAUUUGUAGAGCGUUUCUUUGGCAUGUUUGAUGCAGAUAAUGCAGUUUGUACUUUUAAAUGAAUGAAAGGUAUUGGUAGUCUUAGUCUGGCAUUGUGGAAUCUAGCUGCAGUGAGGAAGUUAGCUUGGCAUGUCUCGACUAUGAGUGAAUCUAUGUGGGUUAAAUGGGUUCAUGGAGUCUACACAAAGGGCGGGAGAUGGAAGGUCUUCAAUGUACCAAUAACAUCCAGCUGGAGAUGGAGGUCAAUGCACCAAUAACAUCUAGCUGGACUUUCAAGAAAAUAUGCAAAGUCAAGGAGUUGCUUAGUGCUUAGGUGUAUAAUGAGACUUAUUCCAUCAAAUCAGUUUAUAAUGAAUUUCUAGGGGAUGGGUAGACAAUUCAAUGGGAUAAGUUUGUAUGGAAUAGGAGAUCAGUACCUGAAGCUAGAUUCAUUCUUUGGCUUCUUGUUAAUGAUCGACUGAAGACAAGAGACAAGUUACUUUUAUCGGGCGUUACUAAUAGUGCUCUAUGUCCUUCAUGUGGUACGCAGGAUGAGUCUGUGCUUAUUUGUUCUUCUUGUGUGCUUUUAGUUUCAGAUACCUAAAGCUCUUGUUGCAUUGCUUAGGGGCUUGUGGAAUUGGAGAUUCUAUGUUGAGUUUUGCAAAUAAACUGUAACGAACCUUUUUUCUUAAUCUUAAAUAUGUUGACAAAUUCAAUAAUCGUUUCG